AUGAGGCUCAGCUCCAUGGUGCAGUUCCUCGCCUCCACUCUGCUGGCUUUCAAUGCUGACCACAUCCUGCCAGGAGUAGCAGAGGUGGAAAGCAGGGAGCAGAAGGUGUGGGCCAGAGCAGGGGGUUCAGCCGUGCUGCCUUGCUACCUGAGCGCUGGCAGGAGGCAGAGUGGGCUGGCUGCAAAGACAUCCGUGCUGUGGCUCCGGCAUGGGGGAAGCGCCCCGCAGGAGCCACAGGUGGUGCUGGAGGUGGGGUCCUCAGGCCUGCGGAAGGUGGCACUGCCCAUGAGGGCCCGGCUGUCCGUCCAGGACUCUGCCCUGCGCGGCGGCAACUUCUCCCUGCGGAUCAGCCCGGUGCGGAGCGGCGACGCCGCGCUCUACGAGGCGCGGGUGGCGUACGACGCGGAGGUGCUGAGCUGCCGGGUGCAGCUGGAGGUAGUCACAGUAACUCUGAGCCAGCCCAGCCCUGUGGUAGAAAACGAGCCACUUCUGCUGAGCUGCAGCUCCAGCCACCGGGCCAGCCUCGUGGAGACCUGCUGGUUCCACAACAGGCACCUGCUCCCCACCUCCAGGACCUUCUGCUUCUUGCACGGGGCACACUUCAUGCUCCGGCCAGCCAUGAGUGAUGCUGGCUACUGGCGCUGCCAGCUCAGAUACUCUGACAACGAGAUCGUUUCUGCCACCUACUACCUGCGGAUCCUAGGUUUUAGUGGCCCAAGCAACUCCAUAGUCUACGCUGCAGCUGGCUCUGCAGCUGACCUGCAGUGCACCCUGAGCGACCUUCCCAGUGCCUCUGGGACCAACACGGUGACAGCUCGCUGGAGCCACCUGGCACAAGGACACUUGCAAGAAUGGGAGAUCUCCCAGAAUCUGAGCAGCAGAAGCUUCCCCCUUCAUCUGGCGGCAGUGGGGCCAGGUGAUGCAGGGCAGUACCGCUGUGCUGUCAAUCUGGGCAGAAGGACAAUCAGCAGGGACGUGACCUUGGCAGUAGUUACAGUCACUCCGAGCAUCCAAGGACCGGUUUCCGAGGGGUCUCGACUGCUGCUCAUCUGCAGCCUCACACACCGCCAGGGACAUGAACGUUUCCAGUGGCAGCACCUGGAGUCAGCCCCCACUGGCAGGCAGCUGACUGUGGCCACCUCCCAUAACCUGGAAGGCCACAGACCCCACAUGGGUCCUACCUUGGAAAUACCUCAGGUGUCACAAAAGGACACGGGCACAUGGGAAUGCAGUGUGUAUGGGCCAGAAGGCAGGCUGGGAGCAGUGGAGUAUGGGCUGCAGAUCACAGGUGCCCAAGUCUCCAGCCCUCCCACCAUCUUCAGUGGGCAGGUUACUUUUGGGUUGACGCUCACCCUCUUCUUCCUGCUCAUGGUCUGUGUUCUGGCUCUGGCCCUACAAAAAAGGGCACGCACUCCUGCUUUCCCAGCCCUGGAAGGGAUGGUUGCAGUCGCUGUGCCAAGGAAGAAGGUGAUGGAGGAAAACCAGGAAGAGAAGAUCCAGCAAACUGAGUGCUGAUGGGAGCAGGGACACUAAACCUAGUCUGCAUGGGAGGAUGAAACUCUCUGUGGAGAAAGGAGCUCCAUGCAGACUCUUCAGGAUGGUCUGGGGCUGGCAUGAACAAACCAGAAGUCUGUGGGAGCCCUGUAGCUGCAGAGGAGCUGGAAGAUACAGCCUAGGCAAGAUAAGACCCCUGCAGUAAGGCGACAGGCAGCACAGAUGCUUUGGAGCUACUGUGAAUAUUUGAGCCAGUAGUUACUGCCUGCUUCACUGCCACUUCUUUCUCCUGCCUUUUGCCCCUCCUUCACAGCCUCUCACAGGCUUUCACCAGUGGGACACUGGGAUGUGGGAGAUAGCUGCAACUCAGUUUCUCUGCAGCCCCAUGGUGUUUCCUCCCCACUGCCCACUCUCUUCUCCUUUUCCACACACUGCCCUGCCCUUGCACUGAUUUCCAUGGCAGAGGGCACUCCACAGAGGACUGCACAUGUUGCACAUUUAGAGCAUUUUAUUUCAUUAGAACCUACAAUAAACCUGUAAAAAAAGAAACCCAGACACUGGGCCCUGUAUGUGCUUGUGGAGGAUCACAACUACUCAUGGUGCUGGGUCCACCUGUGCAUGUGUGAGGCAGCUUCUAAAGACUCUGCUGUCUUCUUUCUCCUUCGCCUUCUCUCUCUC
Molecule: messenger RNA, 2172 nt
Organism: Pogoniulus pusillus (Red-fronted tinkerbird)
Lineage: Eukaryota; Metazoa; Chordata; Aves; Piciformes; Lybiidae
Gene: LAG3
Product: lymphocyte activating 3
Exons: 8
Coding region: 1-1515 (504 amino acids)
Source: RefSeq, a predicted model, not a curated record